Molecule: messenger RNA, 1703 nt
Organism: Pecten maximus
Lineage: Eukaryota; Metazoa; Mollusca; Bivalvia; Pectinida; Pectinidae
Product: tubulin-specific chaperone cofactor E-like protein
Exons: 8
Coding region: 207-1508 (433 amino acids)
Biological process (GO): protein folding
Molecular function (GO): alpha-tubulin binding
Source: RefSeq, a predicted model, not a curated record
UGUUUACAUCUGACUCAUUUUGCAGUUCUACUUUCUGACUGAUCUCAGCGGUCCCAGGUAUCCAAAGCUGCUACUGCAUCACAAUUUUAACAUAGGUAAAGCUACAGAUAGUCUGUUUUGGGACAGUGGCUGAUUCUCAGGUGGUCAUUUACCUGUGUAUGUUGUCAGAAUCCUAGUAUUACGCACCCCUGUGUAUUUCUGAUUCAAUGAUGGAAGAUCGACAAACUGAAGAUUUUUCCCUAAUACAUGCUAUCAAUGCCAAGUACAGUGAUGAGGAUAACACUAGUGACUUCAAAGUCUACAUUUCUUCAAACGCUCCAGGCAAGAAAGAUAGUGGAGGUCUUGUGAUUCCGCCAAUUCUUGUUCUGGACAACAACAGAGUCACGUGUGCUGGACCAAGUGACGCCAUUGCAUCGCUGUGUUGCCGUGUUACAGAACUUGACAUUACAAAUAACUUGUUUACAUGUUGGAAGGAGGUGUUGUCAAUGAUAACACAUAUACCUCGUCUACAAACACUGAAUUUGACGUCCAACACCCUGACAGCUGGCUCUCUGGGACCUGAUGUGGAGACACUGACUUUUCCCAAUGUCAAUCUGCUUAUCUUAAACAACACCCAGACCACCUGGUCCUCUAUGCACACCUUAUUGAAGAUAUUUCCCAGUCUGAGUGAACUCCACCUUAGCCUUAAUGGGUACGCAUCUAUAGAUGUAGAAAACCUCGAGACUUACCCAAGCCUUAAAAAACUGUUCAUCAACAAACACGCAGUCCCUAGAUGGUCGAAAAUCUCCAGAUUGGGAUGUGUUUUUCCAAACUUGGAAACCCUCGUCACAAUUGAGUCUGAUCUAGCAGAUAUGAUUUCGGAAUGUUCCGAGGCAGCAUCCGUGUUUCAGUGCCUGAAAUGUCUACAUAUCAGCUCCUCCAAGUUACCUAACUGGGAACAUAUAGAAGAACUGAGAAAAAUUCCAAAACUCUGUGAUAUACGGAUGAAAAAUAUUCCCUUUCUGGAGGAGUAUAACGAGAAAGUGAGACGUCAAAUGAUCAUAGCUCGCUUACCCAAUAUCACUCAUCUGAAUGUCAGUCCAAUUAACCAGCAAGAACGGGAGGAUGCUGAACGGGCCUUCAUACGAUUCUACAUGGACAAGGAGAACCCACCAAGGAGAUAUCAUGAACUUGAACAAACAUAUGGGAAACUGGACCAUCUUGUUGACCUUGAUCUUUCUCCUAAAACAACAUGCAGACUCAUUGUCAAGAUGAAUGAUGAUGACGAUGAUGAUGAUGGUGGAAAGUCAAAAGAAAUGGACAUCAGUAUUACACAAACGGUGCGCGAAUUAAAACAAUUUCUUCAAGAGUUUGCUGGUCUUCCGUCCCACAAGUUCCGUCUAUUUUACACGGGAAUAGUUGACGAAGAGAAAAUCAACCCGCAAGAGUUAAUUUAUCCUAACAAAUUUUUACACACUCUCAAUAUCAGUGAUGGCGAUUGGCUUGUAAUCAUUCCAAAAUUAUUUUGAAUGUUGAUUAUAGUACAUGGUUGUGCAAUGUGUUGAUACAGUUACCUUGACAACGGCAAAUAUUACUAAGAGAAAUAUGAUUGUGAAGAGCAUUGUAUUGAAUUUCGUGAAAUUCUCAAAUGAUCAAUUUCAUCGUCAAGGAUUCUUUGAUUUUAGGGAUGUACAUGGUCAACUACAGUUACAGUAAAAAGAUAA